AUGUCAUCUGUGAUCGUCUUUGGCCCCACCGGCGGGGUCGCCUCUGUCGCGGCACUCACUGCCCGAGAGAAUGGAGCCAAGGUUUUCCUGGCCAUGCGAGACACCCAGAAACAAAUUCCUGGUUUGAGCACAGAGCAAGAACAAGAAGGUGGAUUUGAACGAAUCCAAGCGGACUUGACCAAUCCCGACUCCGUCGCUGCAGCUGUCAAAGCAUCGGGGGCAAAGCGUGCAUUCACAUAUGUCGCUUUCGGAACCUCUGAUCACAUGAGAGCCACCUUUACAGCAAUGAAGUCAGCCGGCAUUGAAUUUGUCGUCUUCCUCAGCAGUUACACCAUCGCAGGAGAGCCAAAAGACGUUGCUCCUGCUGACAUCAUCCCUUACAUCCAUGCGCAGGUUGAGGUCAGUCUCGACGAGAUAUUUGGACUUGAAAACUACGUUGCCUUGAGACCCGGUGGCUUUAUCACGAACUUACUGCGCUUCAAAAAGGGGAUUGAAGCUGGUGAGGUGAGGAUUUGGGCACCUGGUUUCCAAUUUGAUUGUAUCACACCCGGCGAUAUAGGCCGUGUGGGCGGCACGAUCUUGGUACAGGGCCCAAAGAAUGGCCAGAAGAAGGUGUAUUUGUAUGGCCCACGGGUCAUCGCCCAGGGAGACGCUAUUGUGGCCAUUGGAAAGAUCAUCGGCAAAGACGUUAAGCUUACUCUCAUCGAUGAGGAGGAGGCCUUGGGCCAGUUUAUUGCGGGUGGAAUUCCUAAACCAUUUGGGGAAUAUAUGAUCCGAAAGUCUGCAAGCACAUCGAACGAGCUUACGGACCGCGCAUACUACCAAACUGGUGUGGAGAAUGUGGAGCUAUACACGGGGAAGGCUUCCACAAAGUUCGAAGACUGGGUGGAAGCAAACAAGGGGCUUUUUAGCACUUAA
Molecule: messenger RNA, 918 nt
Organism: Penicillium expansum
Lineage: Eukaryota; Fungi; Ascomycota; Eurotiomycetes; Eurotiales; Aspergillaceae
Product: NmrA-like family protein
Exons: 1
Coding region: 1-918 (305 amino acids)
Source: RefSeq, a predicted model, not a curated record